This is a messenger RNA of Pseudomassariella vexata, 2148 nucleotides long. Its product is annotated as cytochrome P450. NCBI's taxonomy places the organism in Eukaryota, Fungi, Ascomycota, Sordariomycetes, Amphisphaeriales, Pseudomassariaceae. The record is from RefSeq and is a predicted model, not a curated record. Gene Ontology annotation, molecular function: monooxygenase activity; oxidoreductase activity, acting on paired donors, with incorporation or reduction of molecular oxygen; iron ion binding. The transcript is spliced from 6 exons. Bases 225 to 1862 code for a protein of 545 amino acids.
GCAUAGGUACCUGCAUUAUCUGUACCAUGGGGGAAAUGAUCAAUGUAUUCCGUUCGUAUGUCUGCCUACAUACUAGUUGAGUAUAUUGUCAAAAGGUAUCCUCUGUGAACGUCAAAGAAAGAAAAACAUACUGCACUCGUACUGGGAGUUCAAUCUUCCUUUGCCCCGUUCCCCUGGCUCUCAAAGUCUGAAGCUCGAUUUUUUACCAGUUUGUAAUCAACACUAUGUCUCUCUACGAAGCCAGAGGUGUCUUUUAUGCUGGUCUUGUGAUCCUUAUUUCAGCUAUUUCCUGGCAGCUGAACAAGAUUGGCCGCAGACCAAGAAACUAUCCGCCAGGACCACCUACGCUGCCUCUCAUCGGUAAUCUGCACCAGAUUCCCCAAGAGAAGCGACAUCUGCAAUUCGAAAAAUGGGCUAGAGAGUACGGACCAAUCUACUCACUCAUGCUGGGCACCAAAGUCAUGAUUGUCCUUAACUCGGAUUUGGCCAUCAAGGACCUGGUAGAUAAUCGAGGUGCUAUUUAUUCCUCCAGGCCAGAGGCGUACAUCGGCCAGGAUAUCCUAAGCGGUGGGCUAAGGGUUCUUUUUAUGCCGAAUCACGAAGUUUGGAAAAUAGCCCGGAAGUUAGCUCACCGUAUUUUGAACAUAGCUGCUGCACGAACAUACGUACCUUACCAAGACCUUGAAAACAAAGCAAUGCUACUUGGAUUUCUAGAAAGUCCAGGUGACUUUAUCAAUCACCUUCGUCGAUACACAGCAUCGUUGACCACUCAGAUGACCUUUGGCUAUCGGAUUACCAGCAUAUAUGACCCGGUAUUCAAGGAAGCAUUUGACCUCUUCGAUCGGAGUUCCGAGAUGAUUGGGUCACGGAUGGCCGCGCUCCUGGACCUGGUGCCGGUAUUGAGGUAUUUGCCUGACUCUAUCCUGCCCAUAAAAAGAGAAGGAAAGAAAAUACACAAACGGGAGUUGAGCCUUUUUCGACGUCUUUUUCUUCAGGCUAAACAAGGGCUACAGGAUGGCACAGCCAAGCCAUGCUUUUGCGUCGACCUCGUCAAGCUGCAAAAAGAGGAGGACUUCUCCGAUGAGCUUGCCGCAUAUCUAAGUAGCUCGUUAUUACAAGCUGGGUCUGAAACGACGGCAAGUAUUCUGGUCGGUUUUAUUCAAGCAAUGGUUAUUUUCCCCGAAGUUGCAAAGACAGCGCAGAUGGAGCUGGACCGCGUCUGCGGUAACCGUAUGCCGGAUCUAAAUGACGUUCACAACCUACCGUACAUCCGGGCGUGUGCCAAGGAAAGUCUCCGAUGGAUGCCCGGAUUCAUGUUGGGCAUUCCGCACGCUGUCACUCAAGAUGACACGUACAUGGGUUAUCACAUCCCCGAAGGCUCGAUUGUAAUUAUGAAUGUCUGGGCUGUACACAAUGAUCCCAAAAGACAUCCGAACCCACGGCAGUUCGAGCCUAUGCGGUACAUAGACGACCACCAAACGUCCAUCGACGCGGCCAACAAUCCUGACGCCACCCAACGAGAUCAUUUCGUCUUCGGCGCAGGCAGACGCAAGUGUCAGGGCAUGCACAUUGCAGAUCGAUCAUUGUUUCUGGCCAUUUCACGUCUGCUCUGGGGAUUUGACUUCCAGAGAGCCGUGGACAAAGAAACCGGUCAGCAAACCAUCCCGGAUAUGGAUGAUUGGGCGGAGGGCGUGAUGAUGUUUCCGAAGCCGUUUGCGACCAAGAUACAACCUAGAAGUGCGUACACGGCCGCAUGUGUGAGACAAGAAUGGGCGCAAAUAGAAAAACUGCUUGAUGGACAGAGACAGUGGAAGCUGGUUCCUGAGGGUUUGAUUUGGAAGGAUGAGCAGCAUGUCGAUUGAUUAGAGCAGGGCCUUCGAGAUGCAUAUGGAAUAGACUACAGCAAUUCCACCGUGGAAAUCUCUCCCCUCGUCUAGCCAGCGCUCUACUCUCUUUCACUUACAUUAUAGCAUGAUUUAACUGAGAAGGUGGCUCCGGCAUUUUUGGUAUUUACGUCUCUCCGCAAGUAUGUACAUAUGCCACGACACCGUGUCAGGGUAGGCCGCCAGACAACACCGGGAAGUUGGUGGCCUAUUUUGAGCAGCCCUUGGGCUGCCGCAACCACUUGAGGGAGACGCUACAUCUACC